AUGCUAAAAAAGCCAGCGCCGCGCGCCUGUACGACAACCUGGUGUGCGUGCGAUGAGCGAGCAAAUCCUUUAAAGAUGCAACUAUCAAGUUUAUCUCAGAAGAAGAUUUCAUCUCGUUCAUUACAGAUAAAAACAAACACUGUUUCUUGUUUGAUCGGCAAUAGGUUUACGACUACGAGAGUAGUUCUCACAGAAGUAAUAUAAUUCUUUGUGCGCACGAAGUUUUUUCACAACAACUUCUACAUUUUGAUUCGAACCACAUAUUUUUAUCGGGCUGCAUCAAACUACCCUUAAAGUCAAAACAACGAAGACCUGACAAUAUAGCCUUGUUCAUCCCUCUGAAUCGGGCCAAGUGCACAGAGACAACAGAAAUAAGUUUGGAUUUCCAAAGCGAAAUUGCUAAAUUGGGCCGAGGAUUUGGGAGGCAGGGUCUAUAUGACCACUGGAUUGCGACAGAGCAUAUUAUAAUUGAGGACAACACAACAAAAAUAUUUGAUAGAACAGGAUAUUACAAUAUUUUGGAAAAGCAAGCAGAAUCUGUGCCGUUUCUAUACAUCAAGUUUGCAUUCGUUGGAAAAAAAUAUGUUGGGGAGAGAGAGUCUAUUUCUCCGCCGGAAAAUGCAUCAAAAGUGGUGCCUUCCUCAAGCACAUCUGCCAUCGUGUUACAAUAUUUCCAGCUUUGUUUUCUUCUGAAUGCUAACAACUGCGUAAGUUCAUUCGUUCUUUGCUCUGGUUUCUUCUUGUGUCCCUCGCCG
Molecule: messenger RNA, 755 nt
Organism: Amoebophrya sp. A120
Lineage: Eukaryota; Dinophyceae; Syndiniales; Amoebophryaceae
Source: the annotation of a GenBank genome assembly